CGGCCCCGUUCGCCCGCCAACGACCGCGCCGGCCCGUGAGGGGUCACGGAAAUACCCGAGCGCUUCCGAACGCGGCGCCGCCCUGACGGCCGCGCGGAAACGUCUCUCCGGAAAAACGCGAUGUUUUCCGAAGACAGCUGUCACGACCGCAGGGGGGACUCGCAGCCCUACCAGGCUCUUAAGUACUCAUCCAAGAGUCACCCCAGUGGUGGUGAUCACCGUCAUGACAAGAUGCGAGACACCACAGAUCCCUCGCCACCAAAUAAAAUGCUGCGGCGCUCUGACAGCCCUGAAAACAAAUACGGUGACAACACAGGGCACAGUAAAGCAAAAAGUGUGCAUACUCACAGAGUUAGAGAGAGGGAUGGUGGGACCAGUUACUCUCCACAAGAAAAUUCACACAACCACAGUGCUCUUCAUAGUUCAAAUUCCCAUUCUUCUAAUCCCAGCAAUAAUCCAAGCAAAACUUCUGAUGCAGCUUAUGAUUCUGCGGAUGAUUGGUCUGAGCACAUCAGCUCUUCAGGCAAAAAGUACUACUACAACUGCCGGACAGAAGUUUCACAGUGGGAAAAACCAAAAGAGUGGCUGGAAAGAGAGCAGAGACAAAAAGAAGCAAGCAAAAUGUCAGUUAACAGUUUUCCAAAAGAUAGGGAUUACAGAAGAGAGGUGAUGCAGGCGACAGCUGCCAGUGGGUUUGCCAGUGGAAUGGAAGACAAGCAUUCCAGUGACACCAGCAGUAUGCUCCCACAGAAUAUUUUAUCUCAAACGAGCAGGCACAAUGACAGAGACUACAGACUGCCAAGAGCAGAGACUCACAGUAGUUCUACUCCAGUACAGCAUCCCAUCAAAACAGUGGUUCAUCCAACUGCUACCCCAAGCACUGUUCCUCCUAGUCCAUUUUCUCUACAAUCUGAUCACCAGCCAAAGAAAUCCUUUGAUGCUAAUGGAGCAUCUACUUUAUCAAAACUGUCUACAUCCGCAUCUUCCAUCCCUGCACAGAAAACAGAGAGAAAAGAGUCUGCAUCUGUGGACAAGUCUGUAUCCCAUUCUUGCACAACUCCUUCUACAUCUUCUGCUUCUGGACUGAAUCCAACUUCUGCGCCUGCUUCAUCUGCUCCUACAGUUCCUGUUUCACCUAUCCCACAAUCACCAAUUCCUCCAUUACUUCAGGACCCAAAUCUCCUUCGACAGCUGCUGCCUGCUCUGCAAGCCACCUUGCAGCUUAAUAAUUCUAGCGUAGAUAUAUCCAAAAUCAAUGAAGUUCUAACAGCAGCUGUGACACAAGCCUCUCUGCAGUCUAUACUCCAUAAAAUUCUUACUGCUGGACCAUCUGCUUUCAAUAUCACCUCCCUAAUUUCUCAAGCUGCACAACUGUCUACGCAAGCUCAGCCAUCUAAUCAGUCUCCAAUGUCUUUAACAUCUGAUGCCUCAUCACCAAGAUCAUAUGUGUCUCCAAGGAUAAGCACGCCACAGACUAACACUGUUCCACUUAAACCUUUGAUGACUACGCCACCAGUAUCAUCCCAGCAGAAGGUUGCUACUCCAGGUGUUAAACAAGGACCAGCUUCCCAGGCAGCACCUCAGCAGCCAGUAAUAGCUGACAAGCAGGCAGGUCAUGAACCUGCCUCUCCACGAACUCUUCAGCGUUCAAGUAGUCAAAGAAGUCCAUCACCAGGUCCAAAUCAUACCUCUAGCAGUAGUGCAUCAAACUCAACACCUGCACCACAGAAUACAUCUGUACGACCCACAUGUUCAUUAACACCUACGCUAGCAGCACACUUCAAUGAAAACCUUAUAAAGCAUGUUCAAGGCUGGCCUGCAGAUCACGCAGAAAAGCAGGCAUCAAGAUUACGUGAGGAAGCCCAUAACAUGGGAAGUGUGCAUAUGUCAGAAAUUUGUACUGAAUUAAAGAAUUUAAGGUCUUUAGUUCGAGUAUGUGAAAUUCAAGCAACUUUGCGUGAGCAAAGGAUACUAUUUUUGAGGCAACAAAUUAAAGAACUUGAAAAGCUAAAGAAUCAGAAUUCCUUCAUGGUGUGAAAAAUUGUAAACAAUUGCACAUGGUUUUGAGUACAGGAACUAUUAAACUGAUGCCCAGUCUUAACACUUUUGAGCUGCAUUUGAGUAGACUUUGGACCGUUGAGCUGGGCAGAAAAAAAAGUUGACAUGGGGAAGGGGACAGGAGGGAGUCAAAUUCAGGGGAAAGAUACAAGAAUGAUUUGUAAAACCCUUGAAAUGUAGAUUUCUUGUAGAUGUAUUCUUCACGUUGUAAAUAUAUUUUGUAGAGUGAAGCCAUGGGAAGCCAUGUGUAUCAGAGCUUAGACAUCCAAAACUAAUCAAUGCUGAGGUGGCUAAAUACCUAGCCUCUUACAUGUAAACCUGUCUGCAAAAUUAGCUUUCUUUUUUUUUUUUUUCUUUCUUUUUUUUUUCUUUUUCUUUUUUUUUUUUUUUUUUUUUUUAGUUAAUUUAUCAUUCAGAAAUUUUUCAUUUCCUAAAAUUCAAUGCAAGCGCCAGGCGAUUUGUGUCUAAGGCUGCAACAGUUUGGGCAAUGUACAAAAUACCACGAAACAACUGUUUCCACACUUGCACCGAGUCGAGAGCAGUGCUUCUCCAUUUCUGUUUUACAGAGAAAUGUUUUUCAUCUUCUGUGUUCCAUUUCCCCGUGAAAUCCUAAAUCUGAUUUUAUCAGCUUUUUAAUGCUUCUAAUUUUCUCUUUUCUUAAGGCACUGUUGCUAUGGCACUUUUUCUAUAAUCUUUUCAUUCCUGUGUACAGUAGCUUAAAAUUGCAGUGAUUGAGCAUAACCCACUUGUUUGUAUAAAUUAUUGAAACGUAUUUCCAUUUGCACCCUGUAAGAAUGGACUUAGAGUACUGCUGGGCAUGUGUGCUGAAAGUACAUUACUUGCUCAAAUAUAAGGAAAUAGCCCAAUGAACAUGUUAACAUGGUUGUGGGAGGGGAAAGAGGAAAAAAAAGCUAGUCAGAUGUGAAUUGUAUCUGUUGUAAUAAACAUGUUAAAGCAAAGAAACACUGGUUUUCAUUUCCUUUGGUCAACACAUUAAAAUUUGGUCUUUUUGGGGAUUCUUUAUUAGAACUGUUCUUGUUGAACAUUUUUGUACUUAAAUAAUUCCUCAAGGGAGGUUUUGUUUAAACCUUGUAAACAGGAAAAUAUGUAUAAAAUAUUUAAGGAAAUAUAAAAUUCAACAAGGAUGAUUUAA
This is a messenger RNA of Motacilla alba alba, 3211 nucleotides long. RefSeq names its product WW domain containing adaptor with coiled-coil (gene WAC). Gene Ontology annotation, cellular component: nucleus. Lineage: Eukaryota; Metazoa; Chordata; Aves; Passeriformes; Motacillidae. Gene Ontology annotation, molecular function: RNA polymerase II complex binding; chromatin binding. The record is from RefSeq and is a predicted model, not a curated record. The coding region runs from base 121 to 2037 and encodes 638 amino acids. The transcript is spliced from 14 exons. Gene Ontology annotation, biological process: positive regulation of TORC1 signaling; regulation of autophagy.